AUGUCGACUGUUGUUGACGACGGCCUGGGGCGGCGGUUGCAAGAUGGCGCUCCAGAGGAAGUAUACGACGCAAUCUCCCAGGAGCUGUCACGAACAUACCGUCCCUACAUGGACAUCGAGCUCCUGCCCAGGGGGUACGAGACAGAACUCGGGAGUUCCUUUUUCGUCAAGAAAGGCCACCGCCUGGCGAUACCGAAAUCUCGACUCGUCCAAGCAUUCGCAGUUGCUCGCCGGAUACUGCUCGCAAGCCACCUGGACGAGCCGGGCAGAACAUGCGCCAGUGAUGUCCGCAGAGCCACCAGCGUCAUGUUACUCCUCGACUCGGAGCACCUCACGGCCGCCAACGCGAGAAAGCGGCUGCUGGGACAGACACGGCCGGCGAACGAGCGGGAGACACAGCUCAAACGGGAAAUGUACUUCGUGAACAGCCUGUUGUCAAGCCACCUCCAUCGACACGCGAAGUCGCCCAUCCUCUGGGCCCACAAGCACUGGCUGCUGCGGCAGUACGCCGAGGCCAGGAUACCCAUGGAUCUGCGGCACGACUUUGAAAGCGUCAUCCACGUUGCCGCAGAGAGGCACCCCAAGAACUACUACGCAUGGACAUACGCAAGGGACCUCUUCGCGUCCAGGGCCAAGGUGCACGCACGCUGCUGGGACGCGCAGCAGGACGAAGACCUUGUCCAGAUGACAGCCGGGUGGUGUCGCCGUCACCACGACGACAUCUCGGGAUGGUCGUUUUUGCUGCGCCUCGCGCUGGAGUCGCCACGACACGCACACGACAUGUUUCGGCAAACGGCCACGCUGGUGCGCACGUACAGCUGGCGCGGGGAGUCGGUAUGGAAUUUCCUGCGCAACCUCGUGCUGGUCCCGGCGCUCAGAGACGAUUCCGAGAUCGAGCACAGUUUCGUCGACCUGUGGCAGCACGUGCGGCAGGACGUUCAGCAUGUCCAGGCUCUGGAUGCCAAAGUUUUGGACAGAGCUGCCGACUGGGUCGGGAUACCGUCUUGCCAGCGUAAUACAAGUUGA
This is a messenger RNA of Metarhizium album ARSEF 1941, 1026 nucleotides long. Its product is annotated as Protein prenyltransferase. Gene Ontology annotation, molecular function: protein prenyltransferase activity. Gene Ontology annotation, biological process: protein prenylation. Lineage: Eukaryota; Fungi; Ascomycota; Sordariomycetes; Hypocreales; Clavicipitaceae. The coding region runs from base 1 to 1026 and encodes 341 amino acids. The record is from RefSeq and is a predicted model, not a curated record. Gene Ontology annotation, cellular component: cytoplasm. The transcript has a single exon.